CAUUCAUACUACACGGGUCAUGAUGUACUGGCUGCUUUUCUUCCUUUCGAUUCAUACCCUGACAAAUGCGGGAGUUGUCAAAACCAACACUCCUUGUGAGGGAAUAAACGCCAACUUCAAUUUGAAGACUGUUAUUGGAAGUUGGCAUGUGGUUGCUGUGUUCCCCGAUAGACUGUUUCCGGAUAAGGAUAUCGUUUGUUACAAAGUGGAGAUCAGUGAAACUGAUGAGGCAAGUCUGCGAUGGCUCGUCAACAAAACGUUAGACGGUAGACCAACAACUCCCCUAUCAGACACUAUCAAAGGCACUGUAGUGAGACAGCGGUACCACACCGAACAUCCCUUCGAUUUGUGGUCUAAAUCUGCGAAGGGGAUCAAUGGUUGCUUCCAGCAAGUCGUGUCUUUAGAUCUGAGUAAUCCUAGGCAUGUUCUUGUGAACGAUGUCCUUUCAGAUAUAUCUAAAACGGGUGAUGCUAUCACGAUGAUGCAGCUUCAUCUCAUGGACGCUGCGGAUGGAUCAGACCCGUUUUUGGUGCAAAUACUUUGGGGCCGGCUGAUCUCUGCUGUCAUUUAUCGGAAAACUCAGGGAGUGACUCAAGAACAAUUGAAGCCGGUUUACGAGUUUCUGAGCAGAGUCCGCGGCCCUCAGAGACUACCAAAAAUAUGCGAGAAUACGCUUCAAGAUAUAUUGAUGCUGUAGACGUGAAAACAUAAUGUAAUUGUGUUAAUAAAUUAUUAUGUAAUAUA
Molecule: messenger RNA, 744 nt
Organism: Manduca sexta (tobacco hornworm)
Lineage: Eukaryota; Metazoa; Arthropoda; Insecta; Lepidoptera; Sphingidae
Exons: 4
Coding region: 20-697 (225 amino acids)
Source: RefSeq, a predicted model, not a curated record